UUACGAACAUUAACAGACUAUCGGCAUUUUCACGUGUGGAAAUGGUACGCAUUAAAAACCGGUAUAUCGUAGUGCGUAUAGUACCACAAGUACCUGCAAAGGUGCUGAACUUUCACGAUGGCGUACUUACCAAAUGUGUCCUCCGCAACGUGAAGAAGUACUACGGCGACUAUGGACUGGGCACAGUUGAGCACGGCUUCCGCGUAAAAUAUUGCAAUGAGCGGACCAAGGUGGCGAUAAUUAGAUGCCUGCAUCGAUCGCAUCGCAUUGUGACAAGCACAUUGCCGUUGAUAACAAUGAUAGGAGACGUUCGAGCCAAAUUCCACACGCUAUACACGGGCGCUACUAUAAUACAGUGCAACAAAUUCAUAAUCAAUCAUCAACAACGCUUUUUGGACGAAAUGGUAGGCCAAAUUGCAUCGGCGAAAGAACGCAAGGACUUCAUUAAGCGAGUUAUGGAAUUCGAUUUAGAACAGUAAGCUUUUUAAUACUAGGUAGUAAAUGCGAAUUCAUGAGCGUGCUUGGUUUUUAAAACAUGUUUUGUAUUUGAACAUCUUAUGUACAUAUAUUUGCAACUACAAGGUAUAGGAUAACAUAUCAAAAUAUAAGUAAUAGUAACUGGUGUUUACACAUUUACACUUAAUUUCUAGAAAACACCUACAUAAAUAAGGCAAUAUAUUAUUUCUAAUAAACACAUGGCAUGUAGUGCUAAUGCGCCAAUUAA
Molecule: messenger RNA, 724 nt
Organism: Anastrepha obliqua
Lineage: Eukaryota; Metazoa; Arthropoda; Insecta; Diptera; Tephritidae
Gene: Pop5
Product: ribonuclease P/MRP protein subunit POP5
Exons: 3
Coding region: 42-479 (145 amino acids)
Biological process (GO): tRNA 5'-leader removal
Cellular component (GO): ribonuclease P complex
Molecular function (GO): ribonuclease P RNA binding
Source: RefSeq, a predicted model, not a curated record